Batrachochytrium dendrobatidis JAM81 is the source of this 807-nucleotide messenger RNA. RefSeq lists its product as uncharacterized. Bases 1 to 807 code for a protein of 268 amino acids. The record is from RefSeq and is a predicted model, not a curated record. NCBI's taxonomy places the organism in Eukaryota, Fungi, Chytridiomycota, Chytridiomycetes, Rhizophydiales. Gene Ontology annotation, biological process: cell volume homeostasis; chloride transport; mRNA cis splicing, via spliceosome. Gene Ontology annotation, cellular component: plasma membrane; methylosome; cytosol. The transcript has 4 exons.
AUGCCAAUUCUUGUAACCAGUGGUGAUCCAGAAAUUCAAGCACCUGAAGCGUCAUAUUCAGGCAAUACUUCAAGGAAUAUUGCUUUGCAUAUUCAAAAAAAUGUGAAAUUGGCUUUCGAUCCUGUGCUCGCUGGUAUGUCUAUUCCACCAAAAGGUGACCUCUAUAUAACUCAAAGUCAACUACUAUGGUUUGAUCCAGCCACAAAAAUCAAUGUAUCAAUCGACUAUCCUUCUAUUAUGAUACAUGCCAUUUCUCGUCAGGGUGAUCUCAUUGCUGAAGGUCCUUAUAUUUACUGUCAAAUAUCUGGAUCCGCUUGUACUGAAAAUACAGGCACUGCCGCUUCUGUUAACGAUCCCUCUACAGAAGCAAGUAUUGCUGAUGGUGAUUCAUCAAUUGAAAUGCGAUUGGUUCCAGACGAUCCAACAUCAUUGGAUGCAAUUUAUCAAGCCAUGUCAGACUGUGCUGCCUUGCAUCCUGAUCCUGACAUGGACAUGGAUGAAGACGAAUCAGACAAUGAAGCCUGGACAUUUGAUCCAGCCACUGCAGAAGAUCUCCAGUUUAGCGAAGUUGGAAGGGCUGCAUUGGAACAUCUUGAAUCAGUGUUUGGAAUCACAACACGACCUGAUAUUCCUGAAACAGAUGUUCCUGAAACCGAGUCUGAGCAAAUAAUUCAAGAUGCCAAUGGAAAUAUAACUUCAAAUGCAACAGGUUUGACUGACAGUAAAGAACAUGUGUUGGCUGCUUCUAGAACUGCUGUGACAAAUCAAAACACUAACCAGUUUGAUGAUGCCGAGGAAAAUCGCUAG